AUGUUUGAGUCCUCUACCACCAAUGCUCUCUUGUGGAGGUGCAAAGCUUGUAGCAAAGAAGUUACUAACAGAUGGCAUCAUUUUCACUCCCAUACGACGCAGAGAUCAUUUUGUCCAUACUGCCCAGCUACAUACAGUCGCAUAGACACUUUAAGAAGUCACGUCAGGUCGAAGCAUACUAUGUAUUUACUUAAUUCUGUUAAACCUGUUGUAUGA
Diabrotica balteata is the source of this 216-nucleotide messenger RNA. The record is from the annotation of a GenBank genome assembly. NCBI's taxonomy places the organism in Eukaryota, Metazoa, Arthropoda, Insecta, Coleoptera, Chrysomelidae.